AUGUGCAUCUCCACUCAGAUAGUGGACUGCCAACUCAACCUGGUACUAAACCAGAAAUCUGAUAGACUGGAAAUUCCGCUCCAAUCUCUAACGCCACUCAUCUGCCGCCUCUGGGCUAACUCCGCCCUCAAAGUACGGCGUACCAAUCCUCUGCAUGUGCCCCACAUAUCCAAUAGGACGGCACCAUCAAACCCACAGCCUGCGGCUGAACAAAUCCCGCAGCCCUCUGCUGCACCUCUGCCACUGGAGGUACUCCCGGAGCCCCUGUGGAACCACUGGCGGAAAACGAGCCAAUAA
Messenger RNA from Microthlaspi erraticum, 297 nucleotides. Lineage: Eukaryota; Viridiplantae; Streptophyta; Magnoliopsida; Brassicales; Brassicaceae. The record is from the annotation of a GenBank genome assembly.